Tilletiopsis washingtonensis is the source of this 3825-nucleotide messenger RNA. RefSeq lists its product as hypothetical. The record is from RefSeq and is a predicted model, not a curated record. Gene Ontology annotation, biological process: protein phosphorylation. Bases 1 to 3825 code for a protein of 1274 amino acids. The transcript has 3 exons. NCBI's taxonomy places the organism in Eukaryota, Fungi, Basidiomycota, Exobasidiomycetes, Entylomatales. Gene Ontology annotation, molecular function: ATP binding; protein serine/threonine kinase activity.
AUGCCCUCGGCCACCACCACCGCCGCGGCCACGCUCGGCGCCGCCGCGACGCCGCCGAUGCAGAAGCGCUUCAGCACCCUCGGCGCCGCACGCAGCUCCGGCUCCGUCGCCGGCGCCGGCGCCAGCCCGUCGAAGCGCGCCUCGGUGCUCGGCCUCUUUGAUGCCGCCCUCACUGGCGGCAGCGCGAGCGGCAGCAGCAGCGCCGCGCCCGCCAACGGCGCACCCACGGCGCCGCCGACGGUGGGGCGCGAGGAUGGGCCGUGGUCGGUGAGCGUGGCCGAGGCGCGCGACAAGGCCGCCGCCUCGCCCACGCCGCCCGUGGCCGGCGGCCGCCCAAGCUCGCGGCGGCGCAGCUCAAAGGGCAGCAACGGCGUGGCGCCGGCGCCGCUGCCGGCCUACACCCUCUACGUCACGACGCCCACGCACAACCUCACCCUCGUGCGCACCGUCGUCGAGCUGGCCGAGCUGGACGUCAAGCUGCGCGACGGCCUCGCGCCCGGCACGCUGCGUGGCUUGCCCGGCCUGCCGACGCUGCCGCUGCCGCCGGCGCAGGCCGCCGCGCCCGCACAGGCGAGCCGCCGGCUGCUGCAGACCAUCUCGCGCACGCUCAGCCCCGGCGGCCACCGCAAGGAGCGCUCGUCGCAGCAGCAGCAGCAGCAGGCGGCCGUCAAGCCGUCGGCCAGCUCGGCGUCCGUCGGACCCGUCGCUACGCCCUCAUCCGAGUCGAGUGGCAGCCUCAUCGCACCCAGCGCGACGCGCCAGCCGCUGGCGCCGCUGACGGCCAGUCUGUCGGGCUCGCCGGCGUCCGAGUACCCGCCUCCCACCACAGAACCGCAGCAGGCGACGACGAAGCUGCUGGCUAACUACCUCACGACGCUGUCCAACCACUCGGCCGUGCGGCAGCACAAGGCUUGGCGGCGCUUCGUGCGUGUGGGCAGCGACGACCUGCAGUCAGUGCGCGUCGAGCGGCGCGUGCGCAAGGUGCGCUCCGACGUGGCGGAGCAUGUGCGUGCCAGCGUGGCGCCGACGAACACCAACGUGGCGCGCCCGCCGUCGCCGUCAGAUGUGGGCGAGGAUGGCGACGGCGACGGCGAUGGCGAGGCGCGCACCGACGAUGAGAGCCGCAGCGCCUCGGGCCGCAGCACGUCGCACAGCUACUCCAACGCCGGCGGCAGCAUCCGGCCCGACGUGCCGUCGCGCUCCACGUCCGUCGACCCGGAGCGCCAGGCGCAGCUCGAGGCCAAGCGCGAGGAGCGCGAGCUGAGCCGCAAGAAUACCAGCUUUGCCAACAUCCCGGAGGAGCACGGCGACAAGAGCGACGCUGCCGCUGCUGCCGCUGCCGCUGCUGAUAAGGAGGCAAAGGACGAGGCGAGCAAGAAGCGUCGCCAGCGGAGACGCGAGCGCCGCAAGGAGGAGGACAAGGUGACAGUCGACGACUUUGAGAUGAUCCGCGUGCUCGGCAAGGGCUGUGCGGGCAAGGUGCUGCUCGUGCGCCAUGCGCCCACCAAGGGCCUCUUUGCCAUGAAGUCGAUCCACAAGCGGCACGUGCUGGCGCACCAGGAGCUGCAGCACACGCUCACCGAGCAGGCGGUGCUCAAGCGCAUGGCAAACGACGUCAUGGACCCGUUCGUGGUGAAGCUGUGGUGGAGCUUCCACGACAAGAACAAUCUCUACCUCGUCAUGGACUUCCACCCCGGCGGCGACCUGGCCACGCAGCUCUCACGCUGGGGCCGGCUGGGCCGCGACCGCGCGCGCUUCUACGCCGCCGAGAUUGUCGAGGGCGUCGAGGGCCUGCACCGUGCCGGCGUCAUCUACCGCGACCUGAAGCCAGAGAAUGUGCUGAUCGGCGCCGACGGGCACAUUAUCCUGAGCGACUUUGGCCUGUCCAAGGAGUUCCCGGUGCGCGGCAGCCUCACGCGCGGCGGCAGCUCCACGCCGCCGCCCGGCUCGCCGACGCGCUCGCACUCGACGACGCAUGUCGCCGGAGCCGGCGGCGGCAAGGGCAGCGGCGCCAGCGGCCACUCGCCGCACUGGCUCUCGGCCUCCGACGACGGCUCGGCACAGGGCUCUGCCGACGCCUUUGCCACGCGCUCGGGGCGCAGCCGCUGGGCCGACGAGCGCGACGUGACGACGACAUUCUGCGGCACGGCCGAGUACCUGGCGCCCGAGGUGAUCCAGGGCGCGGCCUACUCGUACGAGGUCGACUGGUGGAGCUUCGGCACGAUGCUCUUUGAGAUGCUCACCGGCAUCACGCCCUUCUGGGCCGACACGCACGCCGACAUGUACGUGCGUGUGCUGCACGACGAGCUCGUCUUUCCCGACGACCGCGUGCUGGACCAGGACACGAAGAGCAUCCUGCGCGGCCUGCUGCAGCGCAACCCCAUGCUGCGCAUGAAGGAGCCGCGCAUCAAGCGCCACCCGUACUUCUCCAUGAUCGAGUGGCCGCACGUCUUCCACAAGCGCUACAUUCCGCCCUACAUUCCGCCGAUUGACCCGCACGACGAGACGGACACGCAGAACUUCGACGAGACGUUCCUCGACAUGCAGCCCGUCGUCAAUGGCGCAGAGGACGGCGAGCCGCUUGAGGAGACCGAGGCGCAGAGGCGCGCCGCCGGCAGUGCCGCGGGCAACGGUGCCGCCAGCAGCAACGGCCGCACCGCUGCCAGCGCCUCGACGCUCGACGGCACCGAUGCGCAGGCCGGCGCCGCGGCGGCGCCCACGCACGGCAAGACCGACUCGGGCGACGGCAAGAGUCUCUUUGACGGCUACUCGUUCCGCGGGCGCCGCGACUCCGAGGCGCGCUCGUCGAUCAUCUCCAGCGACCCGAGCGAGGCACACGACGGCUCCAACGCGCCGCCCACUGCGCCCUCCACCGCGCCGUCGGUGGUGGAGAGCACGGCGGCAUCGCGUGCGCCCAAGGCCGCCGUCGAGCCGUCGCCGGCGCCGGCGCUCGCAGAGGCCAGCGACGACGACGACGAGGACGACGACUCUGCUGCGCGCGCCGCUGUGGCUGCCCUGGCGCAUCUCGAGUCCGAGGCCAGUGCCGACGGCUCGACGUCCAACGCGUCCGUCUCGACGCAGCCGACGUCGACGGGCGUGAGCCGUGAGCGGCUGGGGCCCAGCGGCCGUGCCACGCCGGACGGCUCCGUCGACGGCCUGCCGUCCGCGGGUGCGGCGGGCAAGUCGCGCGCGGCGCUCUCGGCCGGCGGUCUGCCUGCGCACGACACCAUCGACGAGACGGACGACGAGGAUGAGGACUGGGACAUGGUGGACCUUGGCAGCGCUGCCGAAGGGCCGCUCAAGUCCGAGAUCAACGGCGGCAAGGGCGCCAAUCUCUUUGCGCGCGGCGUCGUCGACACGUACCGCAUGCUGCGGCGCCAGGAGUCGUCGGCGCGCUCGCCCCUGCCCGCGUCGACGUCGUCGUCGUCGCGCCCCUUCAACCGCCUCUCGCGCCGGCAGCCGAGCUCGCGGCGCAGCAUGGCGCGCCCGUCGAGCGGCAAUCUGACGUCGGGCAGUGCCGUCUCGCUCGACUCUUCCUCUGCUGCCGUGCUGCCGCCGUCGCGCAGUGGUGCUGCUGCUGCAGCCGCCCUCUCCGGCGACGACGAGGGCGAGCGUGACGCCUCGCUGCUCGCCGGCGCCGACGUGUCGUCGCCCAGCAGCCGCACGCCGCGCGACUCGGCGCAGGCGCCGGCGUCGGCGCCGUCGCUCGAGCGCCGCAGCGCCACGGCGCGCCCGUCGCCCAGCGUCGCCUCGUCCGACGACGUGCACUCGCAGGAGCGCUCCAGCCGCCAGCGCCUCAAGAAGAUCAAGCGCUUCACGACGUGA